This is a messenger RNA of Drosophila bipectinata, 9194 nucleotides long. The record is from RefSeq and is a predicted model, not a curated record. Lineage: Eukaryota; Metazoa; Arthropoda; Insecta; Diptera; Drosophilidae.
GCAGAGCUGACACACGAAGAACUAGACCAUUAAAUAAUAUAUCUUUAACUUUCGAAGCUUAUUUGGCAAUUUAUUUUUUUUUUUUGUGCAAAAUUCAAGAAGAAAAUUGUGUCAACCAAAACCCAAGACUCUUAAGUUCUAAAUUUUAGAAAUCAAAAUUAAAUAAAAGUGUUUAAAAUAUAGAAGAAAGUGAAGCCAUUGAGGCGACCUAGUCGCAAGCAGAUCAAGUUUCUAGGGACAUGCCAACCAUGACGAGAAUGCAUCGCCACUCCAGCUCCAGUGCCGUGGUGGAGGAGAAUCGCGGCCGGAGACGCGGCCCUGGCGCGGGUGAUGCCAACAAGGAGAACUUCGGGGUGCACUUUAUGAGCAGUCCGUUUGGCAAUGCCAGCCUGAUUGCCCUCCAGGACCUGAGCAAUGUCCAUGGCAAGAGCCCGCAACGCAGGAGCUUCAGCGAAGGCAGUGGUCCCCGCCAGGCCACGCCCCAACUGGCGGCACUGAGGAGCUGCCUGCCACGCGGUGGAGUCGGUGUAGGUGGCGGUGCCGCCGCUCUAGAGGACUCGCAGCUCUCGUCCUCUCGAAUGGGUGACACCACGCUAGAUCGUAUGCUAGAUGCCAUUAUUGAAUCCGCACGGAAGGAGGUGCGCUACAAGCCGAAUGUGGUGGCCACUGCCACAACCACAGCAGCCCCCACCACCACUGUCCUACCCGAGAACGCCGAGUGGAGUGAGACCAGUGUCCACGAAAUGGAGGUACGCACUCCCACCCACUUGAAGCGCCAGCGGGUGGUGCGCCGCAAGAAUCCCCACAAAACCACCGGUCCCACCACUGGGGGCCAACGUCCCACCAGCACCACCACCACCGCCCAGCAACUGGAGCACAUUCCCAGCACGAAGCGGUGCCUGAGCUUCUCCUCCAGCUCCAACUCCAGCGACCUGGAAGUCGAGGAGGAUGACGAGGAGAACCAGCAGGUGGCCAAGAGGGGAUCCCUGGCCACACCGCCCUCCCACUGCACCACCACGAGCAGCACUAGCAGCGGCAGCAGUGGCAGCAGCAGCGGGGCAACUGACUUUGGAGAAGCCUCGCCAAGGGGCAGCAUCGAUCUGAGCAUUUCUUACGACGCCAAGGAGCAGAAACUGAAUGUACAUGUGAUUCGCUGUCGGGACUUGCAACGUUCCCAUGGCGGCAACGGUGGCAGCAUCAAUGCCUACGUUAAGGUGGCUCUGUCCGGUACAGGAUCCGGCUAUGGAUCCGGUUCGGGUUCGGGAUCGAGUGGCCAGCGCGACCAGCGCACCGCUGUUCAUCGGCACUCGAGUCGUCCCUAUUUUGACCAGCGCUUCAGCUUCCCGAUUUGCGGUGGCGAUUUCAAGGAUAACGACGAUUUCAAGGAGCAGAGCCUUCAGCUGGCAGUGUGGCACCGAGAUCGCCAUUUAAAACGCAGCGAAUUUUUGGGCUGCAGCACUUUCCCAUUGAGCGAACUACUGCAGCCGCACGCCGGCACCACGGCCGGAUCCUACAAGCUGCAGGCGCAGGGAUGUCCACCGCCUAGCCACCGCCAGAGUCGCGAGAACCAGCACCACAAUCACCAGAGUCACGCAUCCGUAUCCGCGGCGAGCACUAAUCCCGGAGAGAAUCCGGAGAAGGCAGCAGCAGCAGGAGGAGGAGGAGGAGAACGCGAGGGUGAGGAGCAAGAGAAUAGCACGGAAAUGGCUGCCAUUACAGCAACGCCACAAAAGGCAGCGGCCACCACCGGAACUGGCACUGGAUCUGUAUCCGUUUCCGGAUCCACAGCCGCCGCCCUGACCCUCAACGAUGAGGUGAUCAGCAUUAGCAUCGAUGGAGAUCCCAGCCAGCAGGCCGGCCAGCAACCGAUGCGACUCAGCAAGAAGGCCCUCCACCAGCGCGACGCCGACGAGAAUCUCUUCCUGAGAUUCCUGGAACUCGAUCCGCCGGCGGACGGGAAUGCCAACAGUACGACUGUGGGCGCCACCGGCGACAAGACGGCCAACUCGUCCUCGAACGCCAAGGCCAACGAGAGCAAUGCCAACCACUUGAACGGCUCCGCCAGUCGACGACACUCCACCAUGCCGAACAGUGCUGGUGGCGGCGGAGGAGGAGCAGGAGUGGGAGGAGGCAGUGGCUCCGGAAGGCAAACCGGAAGGACACCCUUCACGAUGACCAAACGACUGACCAGAACCGAGGAGCGGGGCUUCGGGUUCUCGAUCGUUUGGACCCAUCCGCCCCGGGUGGAGAAGGUGGAGGCAGGCCUCUCGGCGGACCGGUGCGGCAUCCUGCCCGGCGACUAUGUGAUCUUUGUGGACAUGCACAAUGUGGUCACGAUGCCCGAGGCUGAUGUUCUGAACUUGAUACGAUCGCAGGGCUCGGCCUUGACGUUGGAGAUUUUCAGAAGGUCAGGCGCGGGCGCCACCACAAUCUCGACGGCCACCACCGCCACCGCCACAGCCAUCGCUGCUGCUCCCCCCAAGAAGAUCUACGGCCUGGAUGCCGGCAUAGGCAUUGGCAUCGGUGUGGAGGAGCCACUGUUGCCCACCAGCUUGAGCACCACCAGCACCCACGCCCAACCCCAGGGCGUUGUCUCCAGUCUGCAGAGGAGUGCCAGUUCCCGCGUCCAGACGGCCAUCAGUCGUCCGGCCACCGCCUGCUCGGGCACCACGUCCUCCAUCGAGGCCGCCAAGCGGCGGCUGCACCUGCCCCAGGUCACCUUCAGCAAGGAGUCCAUUGUGCCCAUCACGGACAAUCGGAGGCGUUUCCUGCUCCAGCUGAUCAGCCGGGAGCAGAACUUCACGGCCGCCCUGCACUUUGGCGUCCAGCGCUUCGUCCAGCCCUUGGUGGAGCGCAAGGACCUCAUCUCGCCGAACGACCAUCGCACCCUGUUCCAGAACAUUGACGAGCUGCUGCGCAUCGCCGAGGACAUCCUGGAGCAACUGUGCAGCAGCGAGCAACAGGACCAGGACCAGCCCCAGAUGAACUUCGCCUCGCGGGUCUAUCUCUCGAAGACCACGGCGAUCUGUGCCGCCUACAAGAAGUACUGCAACGGCAUCAAGCGGGCGGACUGUGUCCUGGUGAACAAGUCCCGGCAGACGGGCUCCGAGUUCAUUGCCUUCAUCACGGAGCCGGCGGUGCCAAGGAAGAGGCCCGAUCUCACCAUGUUCAUCCACCGGCCGCUGCAGCACUUCCGGGAGAUCCUCAAGCUGAUGCAGCUCCUGGCCGGCAACUGUCACGUUGACACCGAGGAGCACAAGAACUUCAGCACGGUGAUUGCCGAGCUCCAAGCCGCCUACAGAGAGAUCACCGUGAGCAGUGGGCUGAUGGAGCCCCUGGGCGAGGGCCGGCCGCUCCUAACGCUGCAGGACCUGGAGUCGCGAAUGGUCUUCACCAAGUGCAAGCCCUUCACGCUGGCCGUGCAGGGCCGCCAGUGGAUCUUCGGCGGGGACUUGUCCCGCGUCGAGGGUCGCUCGGUGAAGCCCUACUGGACGCUGCUCUUCAGCGACAUCAUUGUCUUUGCGAAGGUCAGUCGGGAUCGGGUGCUCUUCAUCACCGAGGAGCCCAUACCCAUUGCCAAUGUGGUGGACUCCUGCUUCCACAUGCGCAAGAAGACCACCGAGUUCCGUCUGACGGUGGAUCCCAAUGGCCGUCUGGCCGAGAGCCCCACGGGCUACUGUGCCCCGGAUCUCACCCGCACCCCCAAGAGAGGAGCCCGCCGGAAGAGCCUCAUCCUGAGAGCUCCCUCCCUGGAGCUAAAGGCUGUUUGGCAGAACCUGCUGCAGCGUCAAAUAUUUCUUGUGAAUGCCGCCCUGGGAUCGACACCUCUAUCCAGUCCGCUGGACUCACCAGACGUCCUGAACACCCUCGUGCCCCUGAGCGACAUCGGCCUGACCUCCGCCUCGAUGGGAUCGAUGAAGCUGCCGUCGCUGGACAGCAUCCACCUGAAGCAGCAGCAGAAACAGCAGCAGCGCAGCAAUAAUUCCCAAACAGCGGCCACCGAUCGAUCCGUGGAUCGAUCCCAUGGCCCGCACUCCCACAGCGGCCACAGCGGCCAUGCCGUGGAGCAGAUCGAGCUGCUGAUCGACGAAAAGUGCCGCAUCUUAAACAAGACCGGCACCCCCAAGUCGAGUGCCCUCCACCUGGCCAACUGGAUGAAGGGCCAGCUGGACAAACAGCAGCAGCAGGCCCGACUGGCGGCCAUUGCCCGCUCCCAGGAGAAUGUCAGUGCCGAGGACGAGCAGCUGAUAUUCAACAGCGACAGCGAGCAGGACGAAAGGAUCACCUACUGGACGCGCCAGCAGCUGGAGAAGCGCACCAAGGAGCUCAACCUGGCCAAGGAGAACGGCGGCCUCUCCGCCAAGCCAAACUUUGGUGGGAAGCGCCUCAGCGGCGUUGAGGAGCUCAGCAUGAGCGCCACCUCGGACAUAUAUUCCACCACGUCGGAGGCGGAGGGUGUGACGAGCCAGAUCAGCCAGUCGCACAGCACAACGUCGGACAGUCAGAUCACCGUACGCUCCAGUCCCAUUGUCCUGGACAAGCUGGCCGUGUGCCGGCACUGCCACAAGAACUGCCAACAAAGCGGCGGUGGUGCAGUGCGUCCUGGCGGCGUGAAUACGUCCAACUCCACACCCGUGCUCCUCUGCAACUCCCUGAAGGUCCAGCACAGCCAGUCCUCCCCAAAUCGAUGCUGUAAGCUGAACGGCCUGGGAGCUGGGGAGCAUGGCGCCGAUAAAGGAUCAGAGACACGAACUGGCGCCAGAACGGGAACGGAGACUGGGACGGGCAGCAUGACCAGCAUGUCCAGUAGCACAAUAACCGGGGAGUUCUCCUCCAAGGUAGUGGCUAGCAGCAGUCGCCGGGAGACCGGCGACACGGAGAGCGAUGUCGCCCAACUGAUCACCGACGAAAUCUCGAUUUCCCAAUCAGAGGCGACGGAUGACAGUGUUGGGGCGAUCCCGAACAGCAGCAGCAGUGCCGGCGACUCCAAACUACGUCAUCUAGAACAGAAUACAGUCACAGCCACCCCAGCCAGUCCGUCCCUGCCCAAUGGUCACUGUAGUGGGGGAACUGGUGGUUCGCCCAAGCCACUGCCACCGCCCCGUCGCACCCGAAUCGUGGCCCAGAUGUGCCAGGAACCGGCCCGGCCCAAGGCCAAUCAGCAGGUGAAGGCCAUUGUCACCAUAACGGAGACGGCCCGCAUCAUGCGGAGCAGUCCCACCAAGGGAUCCAGCUCCGUGGGCGGAUCACCGGCCAAGUACUCGGCCUGCCACUGUCGCUGCACCCCAGAGGACUUCACGAACGCCCAGCUCUCGCCGGACAAGAUGGAGCACCAGACCUGCAAGCUCCUCGAAUCGCCCAAGCAAACGGCCACCACCAUGAAGCAGCAGCAGGAGAAGCAGGAGGACGACCAGCUGUCCCUGAUGCUCAUCGGCCUGGCCCAGUUCGCGCCGGCGGCCAAGCUGUGCGGCCAGGACCGGCUGGCCAAGGAGGAGAAGAGCCUGAGCAGCAGCACGCCCACCAUUGCGGUGGUGCCGCCCACUCCCGACGCCGUGCUCACGAAAACCACCACCCACGUGUGGGACAAUAGCGGCUGCUCCUCGAACGGCACCGGCACGGCCACCACUAGCACCGCCACCACGACCACCAAGCAGCCACGGCAGGCCAUCAUCGAAAACAUACCCGAGGACUCCUGCGACGAAUCGCCCCUCGACGAAGAGCCCCCCUACCGACCCAUGAGCAGUGCCCUGCGGCGCUUCGGCACGAUGUCCAGCCUGGAGAAGCUGCCCUCCGACGAUCGGAUGGACGAGGCCGACGAGCUGGACGACGACCUGGAGCCCUACACCUCGAACGGGCAUGUAUCUCCGCCGCAGAACGACGAGGACGACGAGGAGGAGGCCCGAUCGGACAAGGCUCUGGUGCAGAACCUAAACGACCUGGGAGGGGCCAGUUCCUCGUCGGGUAUCCUCGUCAAUGGCGAUGUCCUGGCCAGCGGGGCCUGGACCAACCGGGCCGGGGCCUUCGUCUCCGACAAAAUGUCCUUCUUCGAGGAGUCGCGGGCCUUCAUCGACAAGUACUUGGGCCGAUGGAAUGCCGGGGAUGGGCAGCAGUCGCAGCAGCAGUCCCACCACCAGCCCGGCACCGCCUCGGAGACGGACGAGCAGAUGGACGAGUGCACCUCGGGCGCCACCAGCGGCGAGGAGGUUUGGGGCACACCCACCAGCGGCGGGGACAACGACGACCAGGACAUGCAGCUGAUCAACUCGGAGAACACACACUCGUCGCCCACCAAGUCGAGCACCUCGCUGAACGAUGACGAUGACACGGAACUGAUGAUGGACGAACUACUGAUGGCGCCACCGAUGACGGCCAGCACGAUCCGAGGACUGCUGCCACGCUUUUACAGACGUCGACUUGAGCCAUUAUUCGAGGAAGAGACGGAGAGCGACGAAGAGAAGACUCAGCAGGAUAGCGAUGACGUCAAAAAGGGGGAAGCAACGACCAAUGGCCACUACCUAGAGGAUUCGGCUGGAAGUUCAAGCGACAGCGAGGUGGAGCCAGUGGCGGAGGCGGGGGCGGCGGGAGUCCAACCACCAGUUCCAGUCCCAGUUGUGCCGGAUCUGGAGGAGGAUCCAGCGGAGCAGCAGUUGGUGGCGGAGGAGCAGCAGCAGCACCGGGAGCCACUGCAUCCGAUGGCGAUGGGACCACGUCCCUUGGUCACCACACGUUUACUACCCACCACAGCCAUUACCACGCAAGUGGAUCGCGUCCUGGAUCCUCCAGUGGUCUCAUCCUGCGAGUAUCUGCUCGAUCAGCGCCGAUCCGACGACGUCGUGGCGCCGGCGGACAAAUCUCAGAUGCCAGCAGCGAUGCCGGCAGUGACGGUGAUGAGUACGGGGAUCGGAUCCACGACGACGACGACGAUGACGAUGACGACGACGAGGAUGACGACGAUGAGGGCCACAACCACAUCGACGACGAUGACGACGACGAUGCCGAGUCGAGCUCCCUCAUCGACUACUACAACAAUCAGCAGCGGGAGCGGCACUACCAGCUCCGGCGGCAGAGCCAGCGGCAGGCCAGCGGCGAAGUUCGUCCCGCCUCCGCCGCCUCCGCGUCGUUUGCUGCUCACGCAGACAGAUCUAAGCGCUGCCAAGGUCAAAACGGAGCCACCUCAAAGAAAAUCUGGCGGUACUGCUGACAGUGGCUCUUUGGCGGCUGUCGACGGCGCCGCCAGCGUUUCGGGCCCAACCGCUACCGGGUCAAGGACAACGCCAGCCAUGGGGAGUACCAGCAGCUCGGCGGCAAUGCCAGCGGCUCGGGCCAGGGCGGAAGCAGGUCCUGCGGCGGCAGCAAAACGACCAUCCUCAACGAUAAUCGAGACCUGCCUGCUGGGGGCGCCCCGACGCGGGCCCUCAACCUCAGUCUCAGCAACUUCAUCAGCAACAGUCUCGAAGACGGCAAAGCCGAGCCGGCCGAAGCCGCAGGAGCCGCGGGAUGCAGUGGGGCAGGCGCAGAGCAGCCAGGAUGCAGUGGCACCACUGCCGCCGCCGCCAGCAGCAGCAACCGACGCAGCCGCUCCUCAUUCAGCGGCCGCUGCCCCAAUGCCCCACGGUGGCUGCGGCCUAAGCCCAAGGCUGGAAAUGCGACUGGCCCUCAACCACGACAUCCUCGGGGACGAGGACUUGAUCUGCUACGAGCCUGGUCCCGAUCUAACAACUAUUCUGGGGCACGACCUCUCCACAUUUCAUCGUCUGACGGGGCGCGAUUUAUUGAGUCGUUCAGCCACGAACCGGGUGCAGCCAAAAGAGGCUGUCAUAUCGUUCUCUCAACAACGCAACUCAAAGAUGGACACCCCGACGGUGAACCGCCGGGGCCGCCCCCUAUCGGUGGGCGGUGGCAACACCAACACCACCAGCCGCAGCAGCAGCAGUCACGGCAGUCCGCUCGCCGCUGGUUCAGCUCGUGCCGCCGGCCCAGCGGGAGUCCAGCAGCCGGCCCAUCAUCAGCACCAGCCGGGGGCAGCACCACCAGCAUACGGUACAUGGAGCGGUUCUGGUUAUGCGGGUCGAGUAGGCGGCGGGAGCGGAAGCGGCGCCGCCAGCAGCACCGCCUCCAACUCCAACAGAGGCGGGAGCAAAUUAGGCGAUCUGGAAAUCUUGGCGAGGCGCGAGAAGAUAUACUGCACGUCUCGAUCGAGGAGUGGCUCUCGAGUCAGGGAGACAUCCACAAUGUCCUCAACGACCUUGGUGGCGAUGGCUUCCGAGCUGGCAGCGGAAUCGGGGACGGGGACGGGGACAGGGAUGGCAACGGGAACGGGGAAACGAGACUCUUCCUGGCCGAGCCGAGCAGCUGCAGCAGCCUCACUGACGAGGACGAGGAGUACUACUUCGAUGGACGGAGCGGGAGCCAUCAGUACCACCACCACCACAACAACAAUGACUGAGGCAUUCCUCGAAACGGAGGCCGGCAAAUCGAAGCGAUUGAUUAACUUCAUAAAGCGCCGUAACUCCGAGAUAACCGCCAGUAGCAGCAGCAGCAUCCCCAACGUCUCCGAUGGCGCCCAACCGAGCCAGAGUCAGAGCAGCCUGAUGCUCCAAAGGCAGUCGCCGGGCCAGUCGCAGGGUCCGGAUUCAGCGGACAUGGCACAGAUGUCGCCGCGAAAGGAUAACGACAAGCCAUCGCUGAACCGCCGCCUGUGGAAACAGAUCACCAAACGCCGACGCACCAACUCUGUGUCCCAAAUAGUCGCGGGCUAGGGGAACCCCCAUCCUUGAACCCCAAACCCACACACACACACACACACUCUCACACACACAAUCUCACACACUCUUAGCCCUCGUUCAAACUGUGUUCUGUGGGUAGAUUUUAGUGACAUUUGCACGGGGCAGUCGAUGUCUGGAUGGGAAUUGAAGAGGAAACUGCAACUGCCAAGCAUAUCAAGGUGGGUUUAGGUUCUUAAAUCGACUGCCCCACCAAAAGGACUGGCAGAAAUCAAAAUGAAAGAGAGAGAGUAGAGAAAGUUAAUUAAUUGAAAGCCACUCGACAUGGAGGGUACAACACUUUAGUAGUAUGUUAAGUUUUUUGAUACGACUUUGUAGCUAGCGAAUCCCCCCGGAUCGCAACGAUCCUAGGGGCAGCUCUAGGCGUCCAAAUUGCGUCCAAAAACCAAACAAAAAAAAAUAAAAUAAAAA